AUGAAAGGCCCAGAAAUUGAACUGGUGAAAAGAAAGAGAACUGAGGCCGCGAUGUCGACUCAAACCUCUGUUCCGGUAUAUAGCUUGAGUUUUCCGAAAUUCGUGCUAUUUGGCGAUUCCAUCACCGAGAGGUGUUUCAGCCAAUUUCCCUAUACAACCUACGUUAAUGAUGGGUUUGGAGAACCUGAGGUUUCAAAGGCAGAUCAAGAGAAGGCCCAAUUCGCGUUUGGUGCAGAAUUGAGUCAUCUCUAUAGGCGCAGAAUGAGUGUGAUUGCUCGCGGCUUCUCUGGAUAUAACACGGAACAAUGUCGCAUUAUUAUCCCCAAGAUAUUGCAGAUUGAGCACGACGCUUCUCCUGAGGGAUCCAAGGUCGAACUAUGCACCGUGUUUCUCGGCAGCAACGAUGCUGCCUCGGCAUACCCAGAUAAAGUCGAAUAUACCCGGUAUCUUGAAAACAUGGAGUUCAUCAUUGACGAGAUCAGAAAGAGAAAAAUUCGACCAAUCAUUGUUGGACCUACCCUUUAUGAUAGAGAGAGGUAUGAGAGACUAGAUGCGGUGGAGCUAGCCAAAGGUAUCUACAGAACGAGCCAAAUGAACAAAAAAUAUUCGGAAGGCUUAAAAGCCCUAUGCGCGCGCAUGGGUGUUCCGUUCGUGGAUCUUUAUUCUGCAUUUGAGAAACUCGUGAACGAGGGCUCUGAAACAAUGACGACUCUGCUGUUGGAUGGUAUCCAUUUUGCUGGACCAGGCAACAAAGUAUUGUACGAGGAGCUGGAAAAAGUGAUCAAGAAAUACUAUCCUGAAUGGCAUCCAAGCCAUGCAUCUUUUGGAGAGAGAUUGCCCCAAUGGGGUGAUGUGGAACUGAAAAAGUUAGACGAGAUUUUGGUGAGAUGA
Kuraishia capsulata CBS 1993 is the source of this 891-nucleotide messenger RNA. RefSeq lists its product as uncharacterized. The record is from RefSeq and is a predicted model, not a curated record. Bases 1 to 891 code for a protein of 296 amino acids. The transcript has a single exon. NCBI's taxonomy places the organism in Eukaryota, Fungi, Ascomycota, Pichiomycetes, Pichiales, Pichiaceae.